AUGGAGGAUUAUUUUGUCGAAGACCUGAAGUACAACAAAGAUAUCUUUCGGCAUAGGUUCCGUAUGUCGAAACGUUUGUUUCUAAAAAUUGUGGCCGACGUGGAAGCGAACGACUCGUGGUUUCAAGAGGCCCUCGAUGCGCGAGGUAGGAAGGGCUUUACGCCGUUGCAAAAGGUGACAUCGGCUAUUAAACAACUAGCAACCGAAAGAACUUCCCGCGAGUGCCUAGAAUAUUUUUGCGACACGAGUAUCGAGGCCAAUAUAUGCGAGGAGAUCACCGAUACCCGACUGUUAUGCUCGAAACGGUUGCAUCUCAAGACUUAUGGUUUUGGCAUGCUUUUGCCGGUCCACCGGGUUCUCAAAACGAUAUCAAUGUACUACAACAAUCUCCCGGAACGAAAUGGAACCGCGCCAAAAUGUCCAUUUUACGUUAACAACCAUUUAUACAAACGUGGUUAUUUGCUCGCGGAUGGAAUCUACCCUUCAUGGUCCGUGCGUGUGAAGUCGAUCCCUUACCCUCACGAAGUAGACCAAAAGAAAUUCAAGAGGCAACAUGAGGCGACAAGAAAAGACGUCGAACGGGCUUUUGGUGUUUUGAAGGCGAAAUGGGGUGUAUUGAGUCGACCGAUGGGAGCAAGAUCUGUUAACAAAAUUAGGAGUGUUGUGUACACGUGUAUUAAUUUACACAACAUGAUUUUGAAAGAUGAUGGAAGGGCAAUAGCACCGGUGCACAUUCGGGAUUCUCCGGUCGAGCCCGCUCUAGACGAUACGGUGUUGGGCGAGUUGAUGGAUGAAGACACGCAUUGGAGACUAAAACAAGAUCUCAUAAAUUAUCUCACAAAUCAACAUUUACCCCACCUUUUGGUUGAUUCCGACGAAGACUAG
Molecule: messenger RNA, 885 nt
Organism: Helianthus annuus (common sunflower)
Lineage: Eukaryota; Viridiplantae; Streptophyta; Magnoliopsida; Asterales; Asteraceae
Exons: 2
Coding region: 1-885 (294 amino acids)
Source: RefSeq, a predicted model, not a curated record